AUGUUUCUUCGAGGUGCAUUUGGGAUACCCGUUCCGCAGCUGGCCAUAGCAUUGCUCGCUUUGUUGGUGAAGGCUGAGAAAACAUACGAUCUCGGAGAUGCAGCAAGUUUAACUGUACGACAGAAGAUUGUGAAACUAUUUAAUCAUGAGAUCACCUUCAUUAUGUUUGGGUUGUUGGUCUUAAUAUGUUUCAUUAGUGCUUUCAUUAUAAGCACGGCGACAUACGAUAACACCUCCGCUAUCGCACUGAUAUCGGCGCAUAGUAUUGGCUAUCUGAAGCAACCAUUCACCGCGUGGCACGUCACCUUCAUGAUGCUUGGCGUACUUACUCUUUUGACAUCUAUCGGUCUGCUUGCGACGAGUGUUGAAGAAAUAACACCCUCUGACGCCAGUGGUGCACUAAAAUUUCUUGGAUUCGCUGCUGUCUCCAUGCUCUUCCACAUUGCAUGUCUUGGUUGUGGGUACUGGGCGUCACUCUUCAUCCUCGGUAUAUUGGUUUUCCUCUGCAUGAUAAGCAUAAUCGCUAUAUCGGUACCCAUUUAUAAAUCGGACAAAGGGGACUAUGCCCACGUGGGUGCAGCAAGUACUGAAAAGGCUGCACUCCGAAUAAUGAUCAAUGUGUCUUCUCCCUCACUUAUUGGGUUCCUUCUCUCUUCAUAUUACUUCAUCCUAUUAGAAUUGCCUUACACCAAGUGCGAGAUACUACUCCUUCUCCUAGUUGCUACGGCAAUUUCCUGUUUAAUCACUGUUAUUGCCGAUAAUAUUGGACCCUACGGGGUACAGAGUGAGAAAGUAUACCCACUGAUAACUGUGAAUUUUGUUCUUACGAUAUUAGUACUGUUGCUCCUGUACUACUAUCACCCAUUCCCAAAGUAUUACACGCCCUACGAAAUAGCGUUUGUUUUCCUAGACAUAGUGGUCUUACUAUGCUUCGUCCUAAUUAUAGUAUUCGCAAGCGGCGAUACGUUGGAGUAUAACAACGACCACUGCAUUCUUGCUUCUGUAUUUUUCAUCCUACUUCUCAUCCCCUUCUUUUACUGCGCAUAUCGCAUACGUAUUCACGACUUUGUAAUCGCAUUCUUCAAAGGUAGCCACGCGGUUGACAAGGUCAACUCCAAUAAUUUGGUUGGUGAUGUCAGUGGAUCAGCCCAAAAGGUUUUCAAAACAGUUAGUUGA
Babesia sp. Xinjiang is the source of this 1176-nucleotide messenger RNA. RefSeq lists its product as uncharacterized. The coding region runs from base 1 to 1176 and encodes 391 amino acids. NCBI's taxonomy places the organism in Eukaryota, Apicomplexa, Aconoidasida, Piroplasmida, Babesiidae. The transcript is spliced from 3 exons. The record is from RefSeq and is a predicted model, not a curated record.